GACGUGGUAGGCCUGCGUCGUACUUUGCAACUCUGGCGUUUGCGAUCGGGUUGGAGAAAGCUGAGAUCCAGGUGACCCUAUUAUAAAAAUGGCUUUUAUUAAAGAGGAGAGUGAAGACAUGAAGAUUGAAGAAACAUUCAGAGUCAAACAUGAAGAUACAGAGGAACAAACAGAGUUGAAGACACUGAAAGAGGAGAGUCAAGAACUGAAUGAAUUGGAAGAAAAAAAUCAGUACAUGAAACAUGAUUUCAUUAUUGGUGAAAAAUACAUACAGACUUCAUCACAAAAAGGAGCUCUGAAUACAGAAUAUAACAAAUGUUUCACCUGCCGUCAGUGUGGAAAGACUUUCACUAAAAAACCAAACCUCAAUGUCCACAUGAGAGUCCACACCGGAGAGAAACCUUUCACCUGCCAGCAAUGUGGAAAAGGUUUCACACAAAGAGGAAACCUGAAAGUCCACAUGAAUACUCACACUGGCGAGAAGCCAUUCUCAUGUGAUGAGUGUGGAAAGAAAUUCAAACGUAAAGUAAACCUUACUUGCCAUAUAGGAAUUCAUUCAAAAGUAGACCGUAUUAAAUGUCAUGAGUGUGGAAAGAGUUUUAGUCAUAAAGUAAACCUCAAGAAUCACAUGAGACUUCACACUGGAGAGAAUCCUUACAUGUGUGUUCAGUGCGGAAUGUAUUUCAGAUAUAAAUCUGCCCUUAAUUCCCAUUUGACAACUCACACUGGACAGAGUCCUUACACCUGCAAACUGUGUGGGAAGAGCUUCACACGAGAACUAAACCUCAAGUGUCACAUGAAUAUUCACACUGGAGAGAAGCCAUUCACAUGUGAUCAGUGUGGAAAGAGUUUCAGACGUAAAGUAACUCUUAGUCAGCACACGAGGAUUCACUCAAGAGAGAACUCUUUUAAAUGUGAUCAGUGUGGAAAAAGUUACACAAGCAUGAAACGCCUAAACAGGCAUGUAGUAAGUCACUCUGCAGAGAAUGUUUUCAAAUGCCAGCAGUGUGGAAAAAGUUUCAGUCAUAAAAUAAGCCUUAAGGCUCACAUGAGACUUCACACUGGAGAGAAACCUUACACGUGCCCUCAGUGUGGACAACGUUUUACUUAUAAACCAUCCCUUGAUUACCACAUAAGAGAUCACACUGGUGAAAGGCCUUAUAUAUGCAAACAGUGUGGAAAGAGCUUCUUACAAAAAGGAAAUCUGAAGACUCACAUGAUAAUUCACACUGGAGAGAAGCCUUUUAAAUGCCAGGACUGUGGAAGGUGUUUCAAUCGUAAAGUAAGCCUUAAGACUCACAUGAGAACUCACACUGGAGAGAAGCCUUACACAUGUCCUCAAUGUAAAAAGUGUUUCUCAUAUCAAAGAGCCCUUCAACUUCAUUUGCAAGAACAUUCUGGAAAGAAACUGCAACGUUCAGAGUGUGACAAAAAGUUUAUGAAUAGCAGCAAUUUGAAAAAUCAACAGUGCAUUCACUCUGGAAGAAGGCGAUUUAAUUGUGAUCUUUGUAAUAAGAAAUUUAUUCUGCCAUCACACUUACAGAUACACCUGAAAAGUCACACAGAAGUGAGACGCUAUUUGUGUUCCUUGUGUGGUAAGAGGUUUAAAUGGCACAGCAGUUUGAAAUGGCACCAGAAAAUACGGACCUGUGUGAAUAUAAGGCUCCGUUCACACCGUAGGUAAACGCAUGCCAUCAAGCACUGUCAAGAGCAUGCCAAGUCAACAGGUGGCGAUAUAAUCUCAACCGUAAAGCCAUGUUGGCCAAUCAGAAGCCUGAAAGUUUCCAGUAGGCAGAGAUAACAGCACUGGCUUCGAGGUCACAAGCCAAAAAUGCCUGUUUCGCUGUCUUCAUAACAAUGCAAAUGGAGUUUGAAAAUCUUCACCCUGGCAGGCGUUUUCAAAAAUGUUCAGUUUCAGUGACCCUGUGCCUGCGUCUGGAUGAACAGCCAAACCGCAUAUAAAAAGCUGUGGUUUUAAAAUGUAAUCGCGUCUGUGUGGACCGGGCCUAAUUUCACUUGUAUAGAGGUGUCAUUCCAUUUUUAUGUAUUGAUGCCUUGGGAUAAAAAUAUUAGUAAUAUUAAACUUCAGUCUUGCUGUGAAAUGCCACAAUGUCACGGUAGGAUUGUAAAUAAAGGGACAUAAAUAAAAUUGAAAUAAACACUGAACUGCAUUAUUUGAUUGAGCUUUAGUAAGAAAAUGCAAAGGUAAACGUUUUCAGUCUGGACUAUAAAGGGGAUAUUAGAUGGCCAUUUUCCGCAAGUUGUUAUUAAAUUUAAUUCAAGUAUAGUGCUUUUUAUGAUACAAAUCAAAAAACUUAUUCUAAAGUGUCAUAUGAAUCAAAAACCUUAUUCUAAAGUGUCAUAUGUAUAUAAACUGACUUAUAAUGUCAGUUUAUGUACAUAUGACAGGAAUUUUCAGAAAAAUUAAGACAAGACGUAGUCAGCCAGACGAUGAACAUAUUAGCAAAAAUUAUUAUUAUAUGAUGCAAUCACACUUGUAACAAUAUCUGUUAGUUCUUUAUGUUGUUUCAGGCUUAGCAUCAUCUGAGGUCCUCUGAGGGUCAGCAUCAUCUCUUCUCAGGUGUUCUUGAUCCAGACUGGAGCUUACAUCCCGUGGCAAAACAGAGAAAGAAAUCGAGACAUCAUUAGAUUAGCUGGUGUUCCAAAAAGGUAAAAUUAAUUAGUUUAACCCAAGCUAAAGAAUAAUAAUUCACAUUUGUUCAGAUACAACUGCAGUCACAAAUAAUGAGCUGUAUUAUUCAAAUGCUUGGCGA
Messenger RNA from Carassius auratus (goldfish), 2774 nucleotides. RefSeq names its product gastrula zinc finger protein XlCGF26.1-like. The record is from RefSeq and is a predicted model, not a curated record. The transcript has 3 exons. NCBI's taxonomy places the organism in Eukaryota, Metazoa, Chordata, Actinopteri, Cypriniformes, Cyprinidae. The coding region runs from base 89 to 1684 and encodes 531 amino acids.